AUGCUUGUAAGGCUUCGCCCUUGGUUUGAUGCUCAUGCUGGUUUCGGACCAGUAACAGGUUCUCCCCUUGCCGACAUUGGAGAAUUAGCUACGCAAACUAGAGGGAAAGAUACCCUAGCAAGUCGGCUGAUGUUGUAUAUGUGUGAAGGAGUGCUUCGCCUAAAAGGCAGAAUUGUUGUGGUUCAAGUCAUCACUGCUCAUUUUGAAAUGGGCUAUCGAAUGGACGGGAAGACGUAA
This is a messenger RNA of Haemonchus placei, 237 nucleotides long. Lineage: Eukaryota; Metazoa; Nematoda; Chromadorea; Rhabditida; Trichostrongylidae. The record is from the annotation of a GenBank genome assembly.